Gadus morhua (Atlantic cod) is the source of this 2148-nucleotide messenger RNA. Its product is annotated as zinc finger protein 503. Lineage: Eukaryota; Metazoa; Chordata; Actinopteri; Gadiformes; Gadidae. Gene Ontology annotation, biological process: negative regulation of DNA-templated transcription. The coding region runs from base 337 to 1995 and encodes 552 amino acids. The record is from RefSeq and is a predicted model, not a curated record. Gene Ontology annotation, cellular component: nucleus. The transcript has 2 exons.
UCGGGACUAAUUCAGACGCUGCUGCUGAAGGAGGGAGUGUGUGUUUUUUCCUCCCACCGCCACAGUCUACGUAUACGAGGGAGCGCGCGAACCUGCUGCUACUCUCAGUGCGUCGUCGAGGAAGGAUGCAGCCACACGGACCCAGCUGCGAUAUGUGCGGAUUUUGCUCAGACCCUCGUCGCCACUUAUAAAAAGAGGAUUUUACAAACGCUUGAAAGUCUUAAUUCUUCUCGUAUUGAACGGUCUUCUCUGUCGUGAUAUAUUCUACAGUCUGACACGAAUCCUUUCUCGAGCCCAUCAGAUGAUUUGUUUACUAUUUCCAGUGAGAAUUGGGUCAUGAUCACAUCGCCCACGGUCUCUUUCCUGAGAAACAGCACCAAUCCAGCUUGGGAGAGCAGCUCGUCUGGGAAGAAAGGAGCGGAGAAGAACAACAAGGUUUUUGUGCAUUCGGUUUCUCCCACCGAUCCCUCGCGACAGGCGAAUCGUCUCCCCAUAAAGGUUUUGAAAAUGCUCGCGGCACGGGCCGGACACAUUUUACACCCGGAAUACCUUCAACCUCUGCCGUCCACACCGAUCAGUCCCAUUGAGUUGGAUGCCAAGAAAAGUCCGCUGGCUCUCUUGGCUCAGACCUGCUCCCAGAUCGGCAAACCCGACCCACCGUCUUCCUCCAAGCUGUCCUCUGUGACAAAUGGAUCUAGUGACAAGGACACGAAGUCCGGACCUCUGAAAAUGAGCGACAUUGGAGCCGACGACAAGUCUAGCUUCAAGCCCUACGCCAAAACAUCCGACAAGAAGGACUCGUCCGGCGGUCUUGGUGGAGAUAAAACCAGUUUCCGGGUGCCUAGCGCCACCUGCCAGCCGUUCACCCCAAGGACAGGCAGCCCCAGCUCCUGCACCUCCGUCUCCCCGCUGCCGUCAGACAGCAAGCCGGGUGAGAAGGAGGACAAGAAGGACUCCGACAGCAAUAAAAACAACACGACGGACAACAGCGGCAGCCACAGGAUUAACUCCGAUGCACACCAGCAGCACCAGGAACACACGUCCGGGUCCAAGACCGUCACGUCAGACUCGAUAUGCGUGACGUCCUCCUCAUCCUCCGUCCUCGGAUCUGGCCUUGUCGCGCCCGUGUCCCCCUACAAGCCCGGCCACUCGGUUUUCCCCUUACCCCACGCGGGUAUGUCUUACCCCGGAAGUUUAGCAGGUGCAUACGCGAGCUACCACCAACCCUUCCUCCCCCACGGAAUGAGUUUAGAUCACGGCAAGUCCAGCAGCCAGCUUUUAAGUGCCCAGUUCGCUAACUCACUGGGAUGCAGUAAAGCUGGAGGCAGCCCCCUGGCCGGAGCCUCACCCCCGGGCCUCAUGUCGGCCAGCCUCUGUAGAGACCCCUACUGCCUCAGCUACCACUGCGCGAGCCACUUGACCGCCACGUCCGGCGCCAACUGCUCGCACGACUCGGCCGCGGCAAACGCUUUGAAGUCUGGAUACCCGCUCAUGUACCCCACGCACCAGCUCCACGGCGUACACCCCUCGACCCCGACCUUUACAGGACACCCUCUGUACCCCUAUGGCUUUAUGCUGCCGAAUGACCCCUUACCCCACGUUUGUAACUGGGUCUCGGCGAAUGGACCGUGUGACAAGCGCUUUUCUUCCUCCGAGGAGCUCCUGGGCCACUUGCGGACUCACACGGCCUUUGCCGGCGCGGACAAGUUGAUAUCAGGAUACCCGGGCUCCUCUUCUCUGGCCAACGCUGCCGCCGCCGCCGCCGCCAUGGCGUGUCACAUGCACAUGCCCCCCAACGGGGGCCCCGGGAGCCCGUUGGGUCUCAGAAGUCCGCAUCACCACCUCGGACUGAGCAGUCGCUAUCACCCCUACUCCAAAAGCCCGCUGCCCACAGGAGGGCCAGUGCCGGUACCCGCCGCCACAGGAGCGUACUAUUCCCCCUAUGCCCUGUACGGGCAGAGACUCACCACAGCAUCGGCGUUGGGAUACCAGUAGAGACAGAUCACCGUACAUUUAUAAGAGGAGAUUUAGGGCCUGAUGAGUUUUAUAUUGUACAUCAUGCAGGGCGGGAUCCAUGUGGGCUUAAUGUAUUUAUUUGCGAUAGCUCCAAGCGUGACUAAAAAAUAAAAUAAUUAUAAUAUAACUUUC